AUGUCUUUUAUCAAAGACUUUGAGGUUCUGGCUACAGUUGGUUCUGGUGCAUUUGGUAAAUGCCAGAAAAUCAGGAGAAAGUCUGAUAGGAAAAUCCUGGCCUGGAAGGUGGUGAGCACUCAGAAGAUGAGUGAAUUUGAAGAAGAGAUGCUCAUCCAGGAAAUCAACCUUCUGAGGGAGCUCCAGCAUCCAAACAUCGUAAAGUGCUACGAUCACUUCAUAGACCACCAGAACAAAACGGUCUACAUAGUGAUGGAGUACUGUGUGGGUGGAAGUCUGGACAGUGUGAUCAAAGACUGCACCAAACAAAAGAGUUUCCUGUCCGAGGAAUACAUUCUUCGGGUUUUGGUGCAGCUUACGUCGGCCCUGAAGCUCUGCCACAGACGCCCUGAUGGCAGCAUUGUUCUUCACCAGGACCUUAAACCAGCCAAUGUUUUCUUGGACAAGGACUUCAGUGUCAAGCUGGGUGACUUUGGGCUGGCACACAUCCUCCCCAGCAGGAAUGAUUACAUCAAGGCAUAUGAUGGGACCGUGAAGUACAUGUGUCCAGAAAAAUUAAACGAGACUUUUUAUCACGAGAAGUCUGACAUCUGGUCUCUGGGGUGUCUGAUUUAUGAGCUGUGUGCAAAAAGGCUUCCAUUUAAUGCCCCCAGUGGAAAACUGCAGGACUGUGUCAACCGCGGGGCGUUCAAACGAAUCCCAGCCCAGUACUCUGACCAGCUGAACGCCCUGAUCAGGGACAUGCUGCAAGUCGUGGACUUUCUGAGGCCUUCCGCUGAAGACAUCCUCAGCAGCAGACUCCUGGCUGAUCACAGAGCCGGUGACUUGGAUCAACUUCUUCAUCCAUCCACGUCAGCUGCAGGCCUGAAGCCCAGGGACCAACAAGAGGCCACACCAAAUAAGUGGAAGCGGAGGCUGGACACUGAGGAUCAUCAAGCUAGCAAACGGAGACGAGAAGGGUUGUGUGACUUCAGUUGA
This is a messenger RNA of Thalassophryne amazonica, 978 nucleotides long. RefSeq names its product serine/threonine-protein kinase Nek2-like. The record is from RefSeq and is a predicted model, not a curated record. The transcript has 7 exons. Gene Ontology annotation, molecular function: protein kinase activity; ATP binding. The coding region runs from base 1 to 978 and encodes 325 amino acids. Gene Ontology annotation, cellular component: nucleus; centrosome; cytoplasm. Lineage: Eukaryota; Metazoa; Chordata; Actinopteri; Batrachoidiformes; Batrachoididae. Gene Ontology annotation, biological process: chromosome segregation; protein phosphorylation.